AACCCCAAAUCGCCACAACCUAUAUGUCUCUAAACCCCAAUAUCCGCCGUCGCCGGUAGCCUCCGCCCUCCGCCGCCGUCACAACUGCCGGAAUCAAUAACUUAUCACUAAAUAAUUCGCUUAAAUACAAGCAAUCAUCCACCUGUAUUCGCUCUGUGUUGAAGUUCUGAGUGUUAAAAAUGUCAACCACUGAGGGUGCAUCGGAUAUGGUGGAGGGUGUAAGUUUCAGUUUCAUGACUGAUGAAGAGGUUAGGAAGCACAGUGUUUUAAAGGUUACAAACCCUAUUUUACUUGACCCUGUUGGAAGACCAAUGCUAGGAGGUUUGUAUGAUCCUUUGUUGGGCCCCAUUGAUGAUCAAGCACCAUGUAAGUCGUGUGGGCAGCAAUCGUUUAACUGCCCGGGUCAUUGUGGUCACAUUGAUCUUGUUUCACCAGUAUACAACCCGUUAUUGUUUGAUAUGCUUUACACCAUUUUAAGACAAACCUGUUUCUUUUGUCGCCAUUUUAAGGCACGCAGAGAAGAGGUCGAAGUGUGUACUACUAAACUAACGAUGAUAGCACAAGGUGACGUUACCGGUGCCAAAAAUUACGUCAGUGUUUCCGAUAGCAAAGAUAUUGAUAUGGAGGAGAGUGAUGGUAACAAUGUUUCAAGUUCUGGUUCACAAAGUGACGGGCCCGCACAAACUCAUAACGAUUUUUGGACAUCGGUUCAGUAUAUAGAAGCAAAAUCUGUUUUGAAAGACUUCUUGAGUAAACCCAGCAAGUCUUGCCAUAGCUGUGAAUGUAAAAACCCGAAGAUCACCAAACCAACGUUUGGAUCGUUUCGUAUGGAAAUGAGUGUUAAAGAUGCGGAGAAGAAUCAUAUAAAAGGUUAUCAGCUGGGAAGUAGUCGGGACGAGGAAGAGCUUCUAGAAGAUGAAGACGACAAGAUUUCUGAGGUCAUAAACGUCAACGAACAAUCAGAAGAAGAUAGAGUUGACACAGCUGGGACCGGUGCAUCUGCAGCCUCAUCGUCCAAACGAAAGAACGUAAAAAAGAAAAAGUCAAAAGUGCCCUUGGAUUUCAUGGAGCUGAAAAAAAGAUAUUCCGGUUCUCUUUUACCAUCUAGGGUUAUAAGUAUAAUUAAAGAUCUGUGGGAAAACGAAGCGGGUCUUUGUUCAUUUAUAUGUGAUAUGCAGCAGUUAAACGGAUCUGUCAAAAGUAACUAUUCGAUGUUCUUUAUAAAGGCGUUGCUUGUACCCCCUACGAAAUUUCGUCCUGCUGCCGUGGCAGGUGAUUCUGUGAUGGAGAAUCCACAAACGGUGUUACUAGGCAAGGUGGUACAGUCAAACGAUGCAUUGGGAAAGGCUCAUAUCAGCAAACUUGAAGGGUCGAAGAUUGCUGAUCGAUGGAAAGAUUUACAGCAGUCUGUAAAUGUUUUAUUUGACAGCAAGACUGCCACAAAUUUAACUCUGAAAAGUGCAAACACCGGGAUAUGCCAGUUACUUGAGAAGAAAGAGGGAAUAUUUCGCCAAAAAAUGAUGGGAAAAAGAGUUAAUUAUGCUUGCCGAUCUGUCAUUUCCCCCGAUCCUUAUUUAGCGGUUAAUGAGAUCGGAGUUCCACCUUAUUUUGCCCUGAGAUUGACCUACCCUGAGAGGGUGACUCCUUGGAAUGCUGGAAAACUGAAGGAUGCGAUCAUUAACGGUUCUAAUAUCCAUCCCGGAGCUACGCAUUAUGCUGAUAAGGUGUCAACCGUUAGGCUACCUCAAAGCAAAAAGAUGCGUAUUUCUAUAUCUAGAAAAUUACCGUCCUCUAGAGGUACGGGCAUACAAACCAAAAAGAGCUCCGACUAUGAAUUCGAGGGUAAAGUUGUCUAUCGCCACUUGCAAGAUGGUGACAUUGUUCUUGUCAACCGUCAGCCUACACUUCACAAGCCGAGUAUAAUGGCACAUGUUGUUCGAGUAUUGAAAGGUGAGAAAACGCUUCGGAUGCAUUAUGCAAAUUGCAGUUCCUACAAUGCUGAUUUUGAUGGAGACGAAAUGAAUGUUCAUUUACCACAAGAUGAAAUUUCACGUGCUGAAGCCUAUAACAUUGUGAAUGCUAACAAUCAGUAUAUAGUUCCAACAAGGGGUGAUACGGUUAGAGGCUUAAUUCAGGAUCAUAUUGUUAGCUCUGUACUUCUCACGAUGAAAGAUACGUUUCUAGACCGUGAAGAUUUCAAUCAACUUCUUUACACUUCUGGUGUGUUUGCUGGCGGCGGCAGUUCACAACAUGGGAAGGUCUCUAUUGUCGAUAAAGCGUGCCAUGUGGAGCCCGUUUUUCCAGCUGUUUUAAAACCAAAACCUCUCUGGACAGGGAAACAGGUCAUAACAGCGAUACUGAAUCAUCUGACGAGAGGUUAUAAGCCUUGUAUUGUUGAUAACAAGGUGAAGAUUCCGGAGCAAUAUUUUCAAGGGAAAGAGGUCAAACAGGAUAAAAAUAAAACAAAUAAACGUCUAAAAAAAGAGCUUGCUGAGUUUGACAAUGCGAAUCUAAAAGAGGCCGAUGAGACCAGAUUAUUAAUAUGGAAAAACGAGCUUGUGUGUGGUGUCAUAGACAAAGCUCAGUUUGGCAAGUAUGGUUUGGUUCAUACGGUUCAAGAGCUGUAUGGUCCAGACAUUGCAGGGCUCUUACUUGGAGCUUUUAGUCGGUUAUUCACUUCUUUUCUACAGUUCCAUGGAUUUACAUGUGGAUUAGACGACCUCAUGGUGGCGCCUGAUUGUGACAAAGAAAUGAGGAUGGAACUUGAAGGUGAAGAUGUAGGUGAAAAGGUUCACCGCAAAUUUGUCAACCUGGAGAACCAAAAAAUAGGCACACGAGAGCUGCAACUGGAAACAGAGAAAAUAAUAAGAAGUAAUGGAGUAACAGCCACUGCAAGUUUGGAUAACCUUAUGCAAACCGAACUUCGGGAUAAAGGUUCUAUGAUUAGCAAAAAGUGGCUACCAAAAGGACUUUUGAAACCGUUCCCACAAAACUGCAUUUCUCUUAUGACUAUUAGUGGUGCUAAGGGUAGUUCGGUGAAUUUUCAACAAAUUUCAUUUUUACUUGGUCAACAAGAGUUGGAAGGAAAAAGAGUGCCGCGAAUGGUUUCGGGGAAGACUUUACCGAGUUUUUCACCUUGGGAUUUUACUUCUCGGGCCGGUGGAUAUAUUGUUGAUCGGUUUUUAACGGGCCUUCGCCCACAAGAAUACUAUUUCCAUUGCAUGGCUGGCCGUGAAGGGUUGGUUGAUACAGCUGUCAAAACUUCUCGUAGUGGAUAUCUACAAAGAUGUCUUAUAAAGAAUCUUGAGAGUUUGAAAGUUUCAUAUGAUCACACAGUUCGUGACGCCGAUGGUUCCAUUGUUCAGUUUUAUUAUGGUGAAGAUGGGGUCGAUGUGCAUCAAACUAGCUUCCUUAGCAAUCUUCAAGUGCUGAAAUCUAAUCAAGAAAUCAUUAACCAAAAGUUAAAAGAGCCACUUGAAUUUAAUUCGUACAUUCAAGAGUUGCCACAAGGUGUUAAAGAUAAAGUCAAAAGUUUCAAACACAGAAACGAGAACCGAGAGGAUUUAUUAAUGCUAAUUCGACAAAAGUAUCUCUCAAGUCUUGCCCAUCCCGGAGAGCCCGUUGGUGUCAUAGCCGGUCAAUCUGUCGGUGAACCAUCUACCCAAAUGACGCUCAACACUUUUCAUCUUGCGGGACGUGGUGAGAUGAAUGUCACACUUGGUAUUCCACGUUUACAGGAAAUUUUAAUGACGGCUGCACCAAACAUAAAGACUCCUAUGAUAACAUGCCCCUUGCUACAAGGCAGAUCAAUGGAAGACGCAGAGAGACUUGUAGAGAAAGUGAAAAAACUGUCGGUUGCAGAAGUUAUGCAGAGUAUCGAAGUCUCAAAACUGCCACUUGUACUUAUCAAUAAUCAACCGUGCAGAGUCUAUAAGCUUAUAGUGAAACUAAAAAAACCGAAGCACGUAUCGCUACAGAACUGUCAAGAAACGUUAAGAAACAUCUUUUUAAGAGCAUUAGAAGAUACAAUUGAAAGACACAUUGCGUUGCUUUCCCGAAUUAACGGAAUCAAAAGCGUUAAGAAUUCAAAAUCCGAUGGCGCCGGUGACGAUGAUUCUGGAAGUAAUCUAGAUCGUGAUGAUGGUCAUGAAGAUGAUCAAGAGGAUGAUGAUGAUGAUGAUAAUGAAAAAGAUGAAACGGCUGACGAUCUUGGCGCAGAUUAUAAUAAACGAAAACGUCAAAAUACUGAUUCAGUGGAAUACGAGUCUUCUGAAGAGGAAGAUGAAGACGGAGAAGAAGAAGAAGAAGAAAAGGAAGCUUCUUCCGAUCUUGAGAAUGACGGUGUUGAGGGUAAAGAUGAUGGUAAAACCGGUAAAGAAGUUGAAAGUGAAAGUGAAAGUGACGAUGAGACAAAUGGCGGGGGUUUAGCAAAGGAACAAGAACAAGAAGACAAAGAUAUGGAUAAAGCAAAGCUUAAACCGAAUGAGGAAUUUGUGACCAGAAAGUUUGACCGGUCAACGUUUGUGGAAGUUAAAGAUUUGAGUCUUGAAGUCCAUUUCAGGUUUACGAAUGAACCCGAAAUAUUGCUAGCAGAGGUUGUACAGAAGGCUGCAAAGAAGGUUUACAUCAAGGGUUCAGGAAAACUCGACCAAUGUCAACCCGUAAAAUACAGUGUAAAUGUAAAACAAGUAUGUUGGAAUCAAAACCACCCUGCAAUAAAAAAAAUGAACGAAAAAGUGAAAAACAACGAUAACAAAAAAGAAGAAAACAAGCAUGUACCAUGUGCAUUACAAGCUUCCGGAGUAGAACUACCCGCGUUUUGGGAUAUGGAACAAGACCUCGACGUUGACCAUGUUUACUCCAACAAUAUUCACACCAUGCUCAACACUUACGGAGUAGAAGCUGCAAGAACGAGCAUAAUCAUGGAAAUGCAAAACGUUUUCGGGAGUUAUGGUGUCGAGAUUGAUUACCGGCAUUUGAGUUUAAUUGCCGAUUACAUGACGCAUUCGGGCGGGUAUAGACCUAUGAGUAGAUUUGGGAGCAUAUCGGAAUCAGUAUCUCCGUUCCAUAAAAUGUCGUUUGAGACUGCGUCUAAGUUCAUUGUUGAAGCGGCUUCGCAUAGUAUGAUGGAUAAUUUGGAGACACCGACGGCUAGGAUUUGUCUUGGUUUGCCGGUUAAAGUUGGUACGGGUUCUAUGGAGUUGAUGCAGAAGUUGGAUCUUUAGGUUUUGAUUUUGUCCGUUUUUUGUAACGAAAUAGUAGUGGGAAUACUAUGGUUUUGGGGGAGGGGGGUCAAUUUUGAAGGGAAUACCAUGAUUGUUUGAAUUUGAACUUCUAUUAAAAUAUGCUUUAGACAUAGUCCUGAAUUUGAACUUCAAUUAACAUAUGUUUUAUACAUAGUCCACCAAAUAGUAUGUUUGACCAUGAGGAAGUUAUUGUUUUGUUU
Molecule: messenger RNA, 5446 nt
Organism: Helianthus annuus (common sunflower)
Lineage: Eukaryota; Viridiplantae; Streptophyta; Magnoliopsida; Asterales; Asteraceae
Product: DNA-directed RNA polymerase I subunit 1
Exons: 21
Coding region: 180-5225 (1681 amino acids)
Biological process (GO): DNA-templated transcription
Cellular component (GO): RNA polymerase I complex
Molecular function (GO): DNA-directed RNA polymerase activity; DNA binding
Source: RefSeq, a predicted model, not a curated record